Molecule: messenger RNA, 950 nt
Organism: Charadrius vociferus (killdeer)
Lineage: Eukaryota; Metazoa; Chordata; Aves; Charadriiformes; Charadriidae
Gene: DUSP14
Product: dual specificity phosphatase 14
Exons: 1
Coding region: 1-597 (198 amino acids)
Biological process (GO): protein dephosphorylation
Cellular component (GO): cytoplasm
Molecular function (GO): MAP kinase tyrosine/serine/threonine phosphatase activity
Source: RefSeq, a predicted model, not a curated record
AUGACCUCCAGAAGCCACAACUCCUUACCGAGAACUCUGAUGGCUCCACGAAUGCUUUCCGAAGGUGCCCUCGGGGGCAUCGCCCAAAUCACCCCCUCGCUGUACCUGAGCCGGGGCAGCGUCGCCUCCAACCGGCACCUGCUCCUCUCCCGGGGAAUCACCUGCAUAAUCAAUGCGACCAUCGAGAUUCCCAAUUUUAACUGGCCCCAGUUUGAAUACGUGAAAGUGCCUUUGGCUGACAUGCCCAACGCCCCCAUCUCCCUGUACUUCGACAGCGUCGCCGACAAGAUAAACAGCGUGGCGCGGAAGCACGGGGCCACCUUAGUCCAUUGUGCCGCCGGUGUGAGCAGGUCGGCCACCCUCUGCAUCGCCUACCUGAUGAAGUACCACAAGGUGUCCCUCUUCGAGGCAUACAACUGGGUCAAAUCGAGACGCCCCGUUAUACGCCCCAACGUGGGCUUCUGGAGGCAACUGAUAGACUACGAGAGGAAGCUCUUUGGGAAGACGACGGUUAAAAUGGUACAGACACCAUAUGGCGUCAUCCCAGACGUUUAUGAGAGAGAGAGGAGACCCCUGAUGCCUUACUGGGGAAUUUAAUGUGACUGCAGACAGGAAGCACAACAGAAGGGACGCACUGUGCUGAGUUGACCAGACUGGAGACAUUCCCUUCUCCUUCUACAGCCAACUUUGGUUCUUUACCAUACAGCAGAACCUCAACUAAUUCUCACCUCACUAACCUGCAAGGCCAACGAUUCCCUUCAAAGCAUUUCUCUCUACAGGGAUUCCCCCAUCCGCAUUUCUCUGAUUUAGCAGAAUGAGGUCUCCUUAUAAGUUUAUACCUUUCAUAAAGCCUCCCUCCCUUUUUUAGUCAGUUUAUUAGUAUCCUAUGAGGAAAGGCCUAAAAGGCAUUUGGCAGAGUUAAUGAACAAAGUGCGCUUUGUGAUGCGGUA